GUGUGACUGUAUCGGCGGAUGAAAUCAAGAAGGGUUUCAGGAGAGCGUUCGCGGAGCCAUGGCCUCACGGUCUGAGAUACGAGGGAGACGGGCGGCCGUUUUGGCGGCAUGCAGUGGCCAUGGCAACAGGCUCGGACAACCAGGAGUUGUUCGAAGACCUCUACCAGCACUACGAGAAGGCGUCAGCAUGGAGGGUGGCAGAGGGAGCAGUGGAUUCUCUCUUGAGACUCAAACAAGCCAAUGCAACUCUCAACUCGUGUGUAUCUAUCUGCCAUCUCUUCCGUUUCUUUACCCCCACCAACCCCGCACUGGCCAUCCCCUCCUACCCCUUCCUCCAUCCCCUCUCCUCCCCACCGUUUCUGUUGCUUUUCCACAACAAGCAACUGGGCGUGUCAUCUCCCAGUCGAACAGUGCACGUGGGGGAUGAUGCAGUGAAUGGCUUAGAAGAGGCCCCAAAGGAACUAGGAGUGUAUUCUCCCGGUCGAGCGGUGCAUGUGGGGGAUGAUGCAGUGAACGACCUUUCUCACCUCCCCCAUCACUUCUCAUCUCCCAGUUGCGCAGUGCAUGUGGGGGAUAAUGCAGAAAUAGGAGUGUCUUCUCCCGGUCGCGCGGUGCAUGUGGGGGAUGAUGCAGUUAACGACUUACAAGGGGCCAUGGAUGCUGGCCUGCAUGCAUGGUGA
Molecule: messenger RNA, 680 nt
Organism: Closterium sp. Naga37s-1
Lineage: Eukaryota; Viridiplantae; Streptophyta; Zygnematophyceae; Desmidiales; Closteriaceae
Source: the annotation of a GenBank genome assembly